AUGGGUGUUUCAGGCAAAGCUUGUGUUGUCCUUAUUUUAUGUUUCGCCACCCUCGCAUAUUGCGGGGUUUCUGAGAAAAUAGUUAAUGUGUUGGAUUUUGGAGCCAAAUCUGAUCCCAAGGUCGAAAGCACCGAGGCAUUCAUGCGCGCAUGGCAAGCAGCAUGCAAGACAAAGGAGCAAACGAGGCUAGUGGUGCCACAAGGGCAGUUCUUGGUGUCCUCCAUGUUCUUUGCAGGGCCAUGCUUGACCCCUGGCCCUGUCACUAUUCAAGUGGAUGGCACCAUUUUGGCUUCCACUGAUCCUUCUGAGUAUGUCAACGCCGAUUGGCUCAUCUUCCAAGACCUCGCCGGCUUUAACCUCGUCGGCGCCGGCACUUUCGAUGCCCAGGGCAAGUCCAUGUGGCCCUCCACCUUCGAUUGUGACUACAAGCCUUUCACUGACUGCGUCAGGCUCCCCAGCACCUUUCAAUUCAACAACGUGAAGGAUGGAGUUGUAGAGAACAUCACAUCAGCGAAUGCCAUGGGGUUAGAUCUAUACAUAAUGAAAUCAUCAAACCUCACAUUUAAGUCAGUGAAACUCAUUGCACCUGCUGAGAGCCCAAAUAACGAAGCCAUUCGUAUUGAUCAAGGUUGCACCAACGUUGUCAUUUCUCAAACCACAAUCCGACAUGGCAAUGAUUGUGCUUCUGUCCUCAAACAACCCAACGAUGCUUCUUUCACCAAAUCCAAAUGUACUCCUCCUUGA
Messenger RNA from Neltuma alba, 744 nucleotides. Its product is annotated as exopolygalacturonase clone GBGE184-like. Gene Ontology annotation, molecular function: polygalacturonase activity. The record is from RefSeq and is a predicted model, not a curated record. The transcript is spliced from 3 exons. Gene Ontology annotation, biological process: carbohydrate metabolic process. Bases 1 to 744 code for a protein of 247 amino acids. NCBI's taxonomy places the organism in Eukaryota, Viridiplantae, Streptophyta, Magnoliopsida, Fabales, Fabaceae.